CAAUAUGGUUACGCUUAAAAAGUAAGUUGUUUGAGGUUUAAUGAUUUCCUUCUCGUUGACACGGAUCUUUUUCCCCCCAAUGCUGUCAGAUCCAAAAGAGGAGCGUUGUACAUGCCACCACAAUUGGGCUGUCAAGCCCCACGUUAUUAUUUUUCAAUCAUCCGGAGUCGUGGAAGGAUUCCAAUAAAUUACACUUCAACCCCGACCCCCCCCCCCCAACACACAUAGACACACUUCAGCCCUUAUUGCCUGUCAUUACCUUGUUUUGUGGAUGACUGGCUCUUUCAACCCAGUGGGGAAAUACCCCCACAACUUGGAAAUUGUAUCUGGCAAUAUGCUAGCUGCCCGGCUGCUCCCUGCUGUAACCAUGGCGAUGGAAAUUGGGCUUCCUUGAUGAUGCGGGCUCACGGUCACCAAAUUUGGAGGAGAAUGGAGGAGGGCAGGAGCGAGUGAUUUCUCCCGAGGUGUGUGUGCUGAUAAAUGAGUGUAAGGUUAUGCAGUAGAUUUGCCAUGCAAAACAAGAGGGCAUGAUACCCGCAGAGCAUCGUGGCGUGUUUUUCUUUUAAGCCGUUCUUCUGGGCGGUCCCUCCAGGAAGAAGUCGAUGAGGGAAAGUGACAGCCCAUAAAACAUUUUCAUGGUCUGGCGUGAGGUCCAGGACUGUGGUGGGAUCGCAGUGGUUUGGGGUGUUUGUUUUCUUCUUGCAAAUUCAUAUGUGCUCAUCUCUCUUUUGAUCUCUGUUCUAUCGAACUAUUUGUAUCUCAUAUUGUGGCAAACAUCACAAACGUCACGGAAACCUGUCUUCAUAUGUGUCAAUAUUCAAAUUGGGCACUUAAAAAAGAAUGCAAAAGUCACAGAUGUCAGUUUUCCUCUCCCUACAUUUGAGUUGAAAAUGGCUAGCUACAAAACAGAGGCCUACUACAGUAAUACAUUAAGCAUCAAGGCUUUCAGUGUUGCCAAAUUCAAACAUCAGGGCGUUACGUUUUAUCCAAAUAAGUGUUAGUGUUAGCCUUAAAAAGAAUACUAACUCAUAUGUAGUAUGCAAGGCUAUAGUGCCAUCUAGUAAGAUACGCUGCAGUGUUGAGCCUUGCCUUAAGGACGUCUCAAAAGUAGUUUAAGCACACCUGAAUGCAGCUGAUGAAGUCAAUCAUUAGGCCACACGACUAGCAGUCAUUCAAACAGUAGCACUGUUAUUUCAGUUGAAUCUUGUCAAAUACCGGUAACACAGUUUUAUUUUACAAGUACAAGGUCAAAUCCUACUUUAAUAGCAGUCUCAUCCGAUAGUAACUGCCUUAAACCAUUUAGAUAUAUAGAUUAUAUAUAUAGCUAUGACUGCUAACCACAUUAAAUUAAUUGUUGGAGCCAGUUAUGAUGUCCUCCCAACACUGCAUAACCUUACUCAGUGGGUGGGUGAAGACAAAAGCUGCAAGUUGUGUUUGGGUGUUGGCUCAUUAAAACAUAUUCUGUCUGGAUGUAAAACUAGCUUGAUCCAGGGUUACUACAUGUAAUCUGUUUUUAAAAUCAUUGGUGUGUUUUUUUGAGAAUAAAGGAGUUGAGGUUAACUCUUCGCCGGUUAAUGACAGGGAUAGUCAAAUUUAUUUUGUGCAAGAGGGGCAGAAAAGAGGACAGCAGGCAUGUGCAAAUGGGGCAAAGUGUGGUAGGAGGUGGCUGGUUGUGACUCCUAUGGGACCAGACAUGGUGUUGUAUUCUGAGUGUGAGGGCAUUGUUUACUUGAUUGAAUUAACAAUUUCUGAUUGAAGAUACGAUCGAGGAAGCCUUUGAAAGGAAGAAGCUAAAGUAUGCAGAGCUGGUUGCGGAAGCGAGAGAGCAAUGUGGGCAAGCACAUACAAGACCACUGGAGACCAGUGGUCACUCAAAUGAGUUUAAAGGAGUUGUCCGAGGCUGCUGGAAAAGCAAGCCAGUGGUUAUGGCUGAGGCACUCACAGACUACCUGGGGACAUGUGAAUUAACCUUUAUUACAUGAAGAAGCCUGUUGACGUAAGAUGUUCUGGAAGUUGACACUUUGCAAGAUCUUCUGGAUUUUGUCAUUGUCAGUAUUUGGACUCUGUCUCAUCUGUUUCUGUUUUGACAUGUCCUGUGUUUUUGUUGUGGUAGCCAUGUGCCUGUGUUGUGAUAGCCAUGUGCUACCAUGUGCUCCGCCCCUUGUCCUGUCUUUGUUCUGUUUCCCACCUGUUCUGCUCCUCACCUGUGCCCAAUAAUUACCCGGCCUAUUUAAGCCUGUCUUGCCUCAUGUUCCCUGUUGGAUUGUCGCAACUGUUGUGCUACCCUGUUCUGUCCAAAGAACUGAUCAAGGAGGCCAUUUUAGACAAUGACUUCAUGAAGAACCUGGAGCUGUCUCAGAUCCAGGAGAUAGUGGACUGCAUGUACCCUGUCGAGUAUAGCAAAGAGAGCUGCAUCAUCAAAGAGGGGGAUGUGGGCUCUCUGGUCUAUGUGAUGGAAGAUGGAAAGGUGGAGGUGACGAAGGAGGGGGUGAAGCUGUGCACCAUGGGGCCGGGGAAGGUGUUCGGGGAGCUGGCCAUCCUCUACAACUGCACCCGCACAGCCACCGUCAAAGCUCUGGCCAAUGUGAAGCUAUGGGCCAUCGACCGCCAGUGUUUCCAGACUAUCAUGAUGAGGACGGGCCUCAUCAAGCAGACAGAGUACAUGGAGUUUCUUAAGAGCGUUCCGACUUUCCAAGGCCUCCAGGAGGAGAUUCUCAGCAAGCUGGCUGACGUGCUUGAAGAGACCCACUACGAUGACGGAGAGUACAUCAUCAGACAGGGUGCGCGAGGAGACACCUUCUUCAUCAUUAGCAAGGGGAAGGUGAAUGUCACGCGAGAGGACACACCCAAUGACGCGCCGGUCUACUUGCGAGGACUAGGCAAAGGAGACUGGUUUGGGGAGAAAGCCCUUCAGGGGGAGGACAUCCGGACGGCCAAUGUCAUCGCCGCAGAAGCUGUAACCUGUCUGGUCAUCGACAGAGACUCAUUUAAACACCUGAUCGGAGGUCUGGAUGAUGUCACCACCAAAGGUUAUGAAGACACAGGAGCCAAAGCAAAAUACGAAGCGGAGAAUGCCUUCUACUCCAACCUGAAGCUGGCGGACUUCAACAUCGUCGACACCCUGGGGGUCGGAGGCUUCGGGCGAGUGGAGCUGGUUCAGCUCAAAAGUGAGGAGACCAAAACCUUUGCCAUGAAGAUCCUGAAGAAAAGGCACAUUGUGGACACACGGCAACAGGAGCACAUCCGCUCUGAGAAGCAGAUCAUGCAGGAGGCCCACUCAGACUCCAUCGUGAGAUUGUACAGGACGUUUAAAGACAGCAAGUACCUGUACAUGCUUAUGGAGGCUUGUUUGGGAGGAGAGUUAUGGACCAUACUGAGGGACAGGGGUUCAUUUGAGGACGCCACAACAAGGUUUUACACAGGCUGUGUAGUGGAAGCCUUCGCUUACCUGCAUUCCAAAGGAAUCAUUUACCGGGAUCUCAAGCCAGAGAAUCUCAUCCUGGAUCACAGAGGCUAUGCCAAACUGGUAGAUUUUGGUUUUGCCAAAAAGAUUGGAUUUGGGAAGAAGACGUGGACUUUCUGUGGCACUCCAGAGUAUGUAGCGCCAGAGAUCAUCCUAAACAAAGGACACGACAUCUCCGCAGACUACUGGUCCCUGGGCAUCCUCAUGUAUGAGCUUCUGACGGGAAGUCCACCUUUUUCUGGUCCUGAUCCAAUGAAGACAUACAAUAUCAUUCUGAGAGGUAUUGACAUGAUAGAAUUUCCAAAGAAGAUCACCAAGAAUGCUGGCAACUUAAUCAAGAAACUAUGCAGGGACAAUCCAUCGGAGAGGCUAGGAAAUUUGAAAAAUGGUGUCAAGGACAUCCAAAAGCACAAGUGGUUCGAGGGGUUUAACUGGGAAGGCUUAAGAAAAAUGACCCUAAUUCCGCCAAUCAUCCCUGAGGUUUCAUCUCCCACCGACACAAGCAACUUUGACAGUUUCCCAGAGGACAGCGAUGAUCCACCUCCGGACGAUAACUCAGGGUGGGACACAGACUUUUAAACCAUGCCUGCCUCUCCAGACACUGAGCACCCUCACACCCUGCCGCAACACCCCCGUCCCGUCCCCCGUCCCCUCCACCCCAGUCCCACCCCCAGAGAAGAGUUUUAAACCUUAGUGAUUGAGUUGUGAUGGGGAAGGGCUGGCUGGUCUGUGUGCAAGGACGUACUGUAGCUGUGAAGAAUUGAACGGCGUGACAAGAUGAGGACAUGGAGAUGCAGUGAGGAGGUUGAGGGAGGAAUCAGACCUUCACUUGCCUCCUGGGUCACCCAGGUGCCUUGGUCCAUGCCUACACGCUCUCUCUCUCUCUCUCUCUCUCUCUCUCUUGCUCUCGUUCUCUCUCUCUUCUUCCCUCUUUCUCUCUUGAUCCCCUUACGGCAUUGGGAUGCCCUUUGAGCCUCCACGGACCCAUCCCACUACAUCACCUUCA
Molecule: messenger RNA, 4469 nt
Organism: Clupea harengus (Atlantic herring)
Lineage: Eukaryota; Metazoa; Chordata; Actinopteri; Clupeiformes; Clupeidae
Gene: prkg1b
Product: protein kinase cGMP-dependent 1b
Biological process (GO): protein phosphorylation
Molecular function (GO): cGMP-dependent protein kinase activity; ATP binding
Source: RefSeq, a predicted model, not a curated record